Macroventuria anomochaeta is the source of this 1450-nucleotide messenger RNA. RefSeq lists its product as uncharacterized. The coding region runs from base 1 to 1437 and encodes 478 amino acids. Lineage: Eukaryota; Fungi; Ascomycota; Dothideomycetes; Pleosporales; Didymellaceae. The transcript is spliced from 4 exons. The record is from RefSeq and is a predicted model, not a curated record.
AUGCCUACAUAUCCACUCCAGCUUACCUGCUUGGGAGUGAUAUAUGGCACGCCUGCGCUGGCAGCGGUUUUCGUAGCGCUGAGGAUCUAUACACGGCGAAAGUUGAACUUGAGAUUGAGCUGGGAUGACUGGCUCAUCAUCCUGCCUACAGUUUUGUCCAUCGCGCUCAUCGGGCCCUCACACAAACAUGUCAAGAUGUGGCACAUCGGCAUUCACAUUUGGGAUGUGGAUCCGAACGAGAUUGAGCCAAACUACGAUGAAUUCUAUGCGGUGCAACUGGCAUUCAACCUCCUUAACAUCCCGAUCCUACCACUCGUCAAAGCUUCGAUCAUCUUGCUCCUUCUUCGCGCUGGAUCCAUCAUUACAUGGCUGAAGAAAGUACUCUACUGCAUUUUGGCCUUCGCCAUCGGCAGCUCACUAAUACCGUGGUUUCUCUACAUUUUCACCUGUCCACCGCAAACCGGUAACACCUGGAAGCCACGAACAUUUGGGAACCUCCACUGCAUGGGCCGACAUCGAAUGGGCGAGUUGCUGAUCUGGGUCACCUGCGCCAACCUACUCACCGACCUUCUUAUUCUACCUAUACCCUUCAUCAUCGUCCGGAGAAUGAUGAGCGCGCGCUUGCGGUCAAGGCUCGUCGUCUUGACAGUCUUCGCAUGCAGUCUGGCAGUGACAGGCAUCGGCGCCGCCAAAAUCUACCUCUCCUACCGCGACCGCCUUUACACCCUAUAUGUUCCCGACUGGACCUACCCAAUCGACUACUGCAUCAAUCACAUCGAAAAUAACGUUGCUAUCAUCGUCGCCAAUAUCCCCAUUCUGCGCGGCCUCGUCACACGCUGGGUAUUCAACUUCAAGGGCACCAAGGCAGCACCCACAGACCGUAAAGAGCGCCCAAUCCCGCUGCGAAAGCGAUCGAGCCUAACCAAUAAAACGCACAAAAAAGUACACAAGAAUCCCAUGAUGCGUAAACUCCUACCUUGCAUCGACGACUUCUCGUCCAGUUUAGCGACUCCAGAGCAAUCUAAGCAACGCCCCGGGAGACCACUAUCGGGUACCUUCACCACCCUCUCACACUCAAACCAAAAAAGUAGGAAACUAAGCGCAUACUUCUCGCGCUCCCGCCGCUCCAGUACAGACCGGUAUGAUAGCGCCGACACAAUCGAGAAGGGUAAUGUCCGGGAGACAGUAACCAGCAUUGGCAGCGCGCCCACGCUUAUCGGCUCAGCGAACAGGGAGUCGAAGCAGUGGGAUAGCUCGGUAUUGAAAGCGAAGGGGAGUAGUCCGACACUGAGACCGAGCGAGCCAUUCGGAAGUGUGGAGCCAUUGAGCGAGAUCCAGCCGCUCAACCAGGUGCGAAUGCGAAGUGCAUUGGACGGCGAGGAGUUUGAUUUCGGGGACAUGGAGGAGAUAUGGCCGUAUUCGAGUUCGCGUCGUUGAGUAGAAUACCCAG